This is a messenger RNA of Saprolegnia diclina VS20, 531 nucleotides long. RefSeq lists its product as hypothetical. The record is from RefSeq and is a predicted model, not a curated record. The coding region runs from base 1 to 531 and encodes 176 amino acids. The transcript has 2 exons. NCBI's taxonomy places the organism in Eukaryota, Oomycota, Saprolegniomycetes, Saprolegniales, Saprolegniaceae.
AUGGACGACGAGGCAGGCUUCACCAAGUUCGUUAGCGGCGAUACCGUCUACGCCCGCGCGCGCCGCCUCCACCGCGCGACGACCGGCCGUACGACCAAGCGCUUCGUCGCCAACUGGGACCUCGAAAUUUACCUCGAGACCAUGCGUCGGACGCCGCCGCCGCCGGCGCUGGCGGCGGCCAAAGACACGACCGACUAUGCUGCCGAGUCGGCCACCGCGGCCAAGAAGUUUAUGCAGCGAAUCCACAAGUCGGAAACGCACGGGUGCGCGAGCUUUAGCGAGUACCUUCGCUGGGACCGGCGGCGGUUCCACGACUAUGGCUGUGAGAAGCGCAAUUUGAAGCCCGACUGGGCAGGCGAGUACGACGACGACACGGCUGCGGCUGCCGACGCGAUGCAAGAGAUGCAUCUGGAUGCGUCGUCUGAAGCGCAAGAGAACGAGCUUGAGAACGACCUGCGUGAUGAAGACGAAGAUUAUGAUUUUUGCGACGACAUACCCGACACCAACGCUGGCAGCCCCCGACGUACUUAA